This is a messenger RNA of Rhinolophus ferrumequinum (greater horseshoe bat), 475 nucleotides long. Its product is annotated as 2-iminobutanoate/2-iminopropanoate deaminase-like. Gene Ontology annotation, molecular function: deaminase activity. NCBI's taxonomy places the organism in Eukaryota, Metazoa, Chordata, Mammalia, Chiroptera, Rhinolophidae. Bases 62 to 475 code for a protein of 137 amino acids. Gene Ontology annotation, cellular component: cytosol. The record is from RefSeq and is a predicted model, not a curated record. The transcript has a single exon.
CGAGCAGGGGUAGUGUACCGGAUAGUUCUCUGCAAGAAGCCUCAAAGGAAAAAGAUUACCUAUGUCAUCCUUGAUCAGAAAGGUGAUCAGCACCACGAAAGCCCCAGGGGCCAUUGGUCCCUACAGUCAAGCUGUGUUAGUCGACAGGACCAUUUACAUUUCAGGCCAGAUAGGCAUGGACCCUUCAAGUGGACAACUUGUGCCAGGAGGGGUAACAGAGGAAGCUAAACAAGCUCUUAAAAACACGGGUGAAAUUCUGAAAGCUGCAGGCUGUGACUUCACUAAUGUGGUAAAAACAAUUGUUUUGCUGGCUGACAUAAAUGACUUCGGUACUGUAAAUGAAACCUACACACAGUGUUUCAAGAGUAAUUUUCCUGCAAGAGCUGCUUACCAGGUUGCUGCUUUGCCUAAAGGAGGCCACAUUGAGAUAGAAGCAGUAGCUGUCCAAGCCGCUCUGACAACAGCAUCACUCUAA